Molecule: messenger RNA, 698 nt
Organism: Triticum dicoccoides
Lineage: Eukaryota; Viridiplantae; Streptophyta; Magnoliopsida; Poales; Poaceae
Exons: 3
Coding region: 40-462 (140 amino acids)
Source: RefSeq, a predicted model, not a curated record
UCUGCGCAAGAUCAGUCUGCUGCCAAAGAAGCGAGCGAGAUGGCCCGGCUCCUCUCUUUCGUCCCCAUCUCCCUCCUCCUGCUAGCUAGCCUCGCCGCCGGCGCCGGCGCCGCAGCAGCCGCGGAUCCAGGGGAAGGGGGCCCCAGGAUCAGCACACAGUACGCGAGCGAGGAGGAGUCCCGGUGGCUGGACCGCUGGGCGGAGAAGCAUCUGCCCCACGGGCACGGUUCCGGCCAAGCCAUCGAGAUUCAGCCGGGCAGCGACGAGGAGUCGGCGCAACUGAGCCGCAUGUUCCCCGGCAACGCCUACAUCGGCCACAUUGAGUAUGACAAGGACCAUCCCUUUGGCAGAAUCGUGGUGGAUGCCUUCCACUCCAAAGCUCGCCAGGCCAAGCCGAACGAUGAUCCGCAGAACCACGAGGAGUCCCACUCCCACGCCGAGCAUGACGUGAAGGAUCUUUAGGAGCGUUGGCACCUAGCCGGUGAGGCCGGCUGGCCAUAUCCAUGACCUUGUCGAUGGACAGAAUAACGACGGAUGACUGAGGAGUUCAUUUCGUGCAUCAUUAGCCUGUUUUAGUAGCUAUGGGGUUUGUCCUCAGAGAGAUUAGUCGAGUCGUUGUCUACUGUCUAGUAGUAGUAGUAGUAAUUCUGGUUUAUUCUGCCGUGUGGUGCUCUCCAUUUGCAAUUUGUCUUUGUUUA